Molecule: messenger RNA, 624 nt
Organism: Paramecium tetraurelia
Lineage: Eukaryota; Ciliophora; Oligohymenophorea; Peniculida; Parameciidae
Exons: 3
Source: RefSeq, a predicted model, not a curated record
AUGUCUCGAGCGAUAUUUGAUAAAAAUGAGAUUGCCUUUCAAAGUUUACUAGAUGAAUUUAACACUGCCUAUUAACGAUACUCUCUCACCUAAUCUAAGGAGGCCACUUUGGAGAUAUUGAAAACCAAACUGAAAUAAGCAGAGGAUAAAUUAAAUUUGAUGAAACUUGAAUUCAAGCAUUGUUAAUCAACUUUGAAGGCUGAAUUAGAAACAAAAUUAAAAUAGCACUUAGGAAAUUUCUCAACUGCCUAAAAGAAUCUGAUAUCCAUUGAAUAAGCAAAAUCCAUUGAAUAGUCUCAGCCAUCAUUAAAUUUGGACAACAGAAGGAGAUAAGAAAAGAAUACAAAUGAACUAGAAACGCAAACUAAUCAAUUAUAGGAUUGCCAUAAAGUAUUAGUCGAAACUGAAGACUUGCAAGUAGGAUUAAUGAAGGGUCUCGAUGACCAAAAGAAGAAAUUGUUGAUAGGCAUUGAAGGGACAGAUGAUAUUAGAAAAGGCGUCAAAGAGACUGGGAGAAAUGUGAGAGAUAUGGAGAACAGAGAGCUCUUUAGUAAAGCAUUGAAAUUGGGAUUGAUUGGAGUGUUGACACUAGGAAAUUUAAUGUUGAUAUACUAUAAAAUAUGA